ACCUGGGUCGGUAAUACUUGCGAAUUAUCGUAAUCUAUGUCUUAAUUAUAUUUAAAAUCUGUAACUAAAUUAUACAUAUAAUUAUAAAACGCAAGUAUUACCGGGCGAAUGGCUGCAUAUUUCUAUAUUUUUAUAAUAUCUCUCGUUUGUCUAAGUUCAAUUAAACGUUAAAUUGAUUACAUUUUAAAUUAUUAGUCAUAUUUCCACAGACAAAUAAAUUUGAAUAUAACAAAUUACUAUUUUUAAUAGUAUAUUUGUUUAAAUAUUACAUAGUUCAGAAUGUACGUUAAAUAUAAAGUAAUUUUACUUUAAUAUUUCAAGAUAAUUAAAUUUUGAAUGCGAAUUCGUUCUUCAACAUAAACGAACUUCAUCAUCUUAGUGCGAAUUUUUAUUUUAAACAUUUGUUAAAUAAUUUCUACAAUUCUUUCUUAUGGUAACAAUUUAAUGAUCUUUUUUUUUUAUUUUUUUGUUUUAGAAUAUCAAUGGAAUUGCGUGCGAAUCGAGAUAAAUAGAUCUCGUAGUACUAUCAAUUUUUCACGCUUUUCUCCAAAAGGCAUUGAACGUGAUUGAGAUUUUAUUUGAUUUUAAAUUUUAGUUUGAUUCAUUUGAUUUUAAUUAAGUAAAUGUUAAGUAUAUUUUAUUUAUUAUCCUUUAUGCAUUUAUAUUAUGAAAUAAAUGUUUAGUAUCGUAUUUAUCACAGGUUACUACACAUGCACACUAUCAUUAAAGAAAGAUAUAAAUGUGAGAGAAUUAGAAGUAUGUGUUUACACCCUACUAGUAUUAUCUAUUCUAACUCAAAUUAACUUGAUCGUUAUAUUAUGUGCACAACGGGAUAUAAGCUGAUCAAUUUAUAAAUUGAUGUAAUAGGCAAUACGAAUUUUCGAAUGAAAAAUGUCAGAUGCUUUUGAAGAAAUACAAGCAAUUAAAAUCAAAAGGAACAGUUUGCGUGAAAAAUUGCAAAAACGGAAAAGAGAGAGACAUGAAUUAUUUACUCUUACUUCCUCCAUACCAUCUACCUCAACCGCUGAUUCACCUCUUCCUGGUGAUUCCAAUACAUCUUUAAUAAAAUCUGACCAUAAUGAAUAUGAAAGGGAUAUUCUUUGUAUAUUGCACGAAUCUUUACCAAAUCUGCCAAUUACAUCUGCAGAAAUAAUAGAUCAACUUCGUAAAAAUCUUAAUGCUGAUGUGUCUUCCUCGGAUAUUCAUAAAAUUUUAGAGAAGUUAGCUGCACAAGAUAUUAUUAAAAUUAAAGAAGUCACAGAAAAUGAAGUUUUUGGAUAUACAGUUCUCUCUGUCGCAGAAUCACAAUCAUCAUGUCUCUCUCAAUCUGAUGAUACAGAAAAUCCCGAGAGUGCAGAGACAUCCGCAUCUGAAUUAAAUGAUUAUAUACCUUCAGAGAAACAGAUGAAAAUAGAUAAAAAAAAUACAGAAGAUAUAAUGUCACUAAUCUCAAUGCCCACAAUAAGAGAAAAAGAAAGUAAAAAAGUAGGAGAGCAAAUCUUGGAUCUUCUGUCAAAACAAACAUCUAAAGAAAAAUCAUUAGCUGAGCGAUUUCGUUCUCAAGGCGGUGCACAAGUUAUGGAAUUCUGUCCACAUGGAACAAGAGUAGAUUGUGCCAAAUUAAAUGGUGGGCCAGGCUUUGCAGAAAAAUGUAAAAAAUUACAUUUCAAAAAAAUUAUACAAAGUCACACAGAUGAAUCAUUAGGUGAUUGUAGUUUUCUCAAUACUUGUUUUCAUAUGGAUACGUGCAAAUAUGUCCAUUAUGAAGUAGAUGGCCCUACUGCACAAACAAAAGAACCAAAUGAUUCUGAUAGUAUUAACAAUACUACAAUUAAUAAGACAUUAAACGUUGAUAAUAAAAAUGGUAGUAGCACUAGUUGUGCAAGUAGUGUAGGUAGUGAGUUAACUCUUUAUCCACCACAAUGGAUACAAUGUGAUUUACGAUAUCUAGAUAUGACGGUUCUCGGCAAAUUUGCUGUUAUUAUGGCUGAUCCACCAUGGGAUAUUCAUAUGGAAUUACCAUAUGGUACAAUGUCGGAUGAUGAAAUGAGACAAUUAGGAAUACCUGCACUUCAAGAUGAAGGGCUUUUAUUUUUAUGGGUAACAGGAAGAGCAAUGGAAUUAGGUAGAGAAUGUCUUCAAUUAUGGGGUUAUGAAAGAGUUGAUGAAAUUAUUUGGGUAAAAACAAAUCAAUUACAAAGAAUCAUAAGGACUGGAAGAACAGGUCAUUGGUUGAAUCAUGGAAAAGAACAUUGUUUAGUGGGUAUGAAAGGAAAUCCACGUAUUAAUAGAGGAUUAGAUAGUGAUGUUAUUGUAGCAGAAGUUCGUGCAACUAGUCACAAACCAGAUGAAAUUUAUGGUAUCAUUGAACGCAUGAGUCCUGGGACAAGAAAAAUUGAAUUAUUUGGUCGUCCACACAAUGUACAACCUAAUUGGAUCACACUUGGUAAUCAAGUAGAUGGAGUACAUUUGAUUGAUCCACAAUUGAUUAAAGCUUUUAAAAAACGUUAUCCUGAUGGAAAUUCAAUGAAACCUACAAAAUCUUAAAAUCAAUUAUGCAUUCAAAAAUGAACAAUUUCAUAGUUUUCCUUACUACUCUUUACAGAAGUACAAAAAUAUAUAAUUGUACAUAUAUUCUUAUAAAAACAUGUACAUAUCUUAUUCUAUAUUAUUUAUAAUAUAAAAUAGUUUUGAAAUAUUUAUAUAUAUAUAUAUAUAAUAAAGAAAUUU
Vespula vulgaris is the source of this 2730-nucleotide messenger RNA. RefSeq names its product N6-adenosine-methyltransferase subunit METTL3 (gene Mettl3). The record is from RefSeq and is a predicted model, not a curated record. Gene Ontology annotation, molecular function: mRNA m(6)A methyltransferase activity; mRNA (2'-O-methyladenosine-N6-)-methyltransferase activity. The transcript is spliced from 5 exons. Gene Ontology annotation, cellular component: nucleus; RNA N6-methyladenosine methyltransferase complex. The coding region runs from base 892 to 2547 and encodes 551 amino acids. NCBI's taxonomy places the organism in Eukaryota, Metazoa, Arthropoda, Insecta, Hymenoptera, Vespidae.